Microplitis demolitor is the source of this 1752-nucleotide messenger RNA. RefSeq names its product retinoid-inducible serine carboxypeptidase. The transcript is spliced from 6 exons. Bases 134 to 1489 code for a protein of 451 amino acids. Lineage: Eukaryota; Metazoa; Arthropoda; Insecta; Hymenoptera; Braconidae. Gene Ontology annotation, biological process: proteolysis. Gene Ontology annotation, molecular function: serine-type carboxypeptidase activity. The record is from RefSeq and is a predicted model, not a curated record.
AUACAAUUCAAAAUUAUAAGUGGUGACGUACUUGACGUAAAUAUAAAUUGAAAAUUGAUUAAUAUAAACAUAAAAAAUCAAAAAUUGCGUAUCGCUGUCAUCUAAGAAAAGUUAAAAAGAUUUAAUUUUCAAAAUGUAUUGGAUUCGGGUUACGAGUUUACUAUUGCUCUUUUUAUUACACGUAGCAGAGAGUAGCGAAGUUGGAAAAGUAGGUUUCGGUCCCGGUAAACAAGACUGGGGACACGUGACAGUAAGACCAGGUGCUCAAAUGUUUUGGUGGCUGUAUUAUGUAAACCCUCCAACAAUUAAUACACUAGACAGUUUCAAUGUCUUUGAGAAGCCUUUAAUUAUUUGGCUACAAGGAGGUCCAGGAGAGGCCGGCUCAGGUUAUGGAAAUUUUAACGAAUUUGGUCCACUUGAUCUCAAUCUCAAACGGAGAAAUCACACAUGGGUAAACGACUACAAUGUCUUAUUGAUUGAUAACCCAGUAGGUGUCGGGUUUAGUUUUGUGGCAAAUAAUUCAUUGAUGGCAAAAAACAACACGCAGAUCGCUCAAGAUCUUGUGAUCUGUAUCAAAAAAUUUUUAGAAACUAUCCCGGAGUUUGGAAACGUCCCUACUUACAUCGUAGGAGAAUCUUACGGUGGAAAAAUGGCUGUGGAAUUCGCUCUUCUUUGGUCUCAGGCCCAAAAAAGCGGAAUGAUUCAAAGCGAACUCAAAGGAAUUGCUCUCGGUGAUUCAUCAAUUUCAAUGAGUGAUAUAGCACUUUCUAUACCUACAUAUAUUUUAAAUACAGGAUUAAUAGAAACAAAAGAUUUCUCAAAAAUUCAAAGUUUUGGUGCAUUAACUGCAAAAUUUAUAAAAGAGAAACAGUGGGAAAAUGCAAGAAAAUCUUUCAAUGUUUUUUGGUACCUUAUUCACAAUGUCACCGACCAUGCUGACGUCUAUAAUAUUUUAAGACAAAAAAAUUCAAAAACUGAUAAUUCCCACAAGUAUUUUUCAAAUUAUCGAUCAUCUUGGAAAGAAGUCGAUGUUUCUGACCAACUACAAAAGCUUAUGGAAAGUGACGUUCAAAAAGCUCUCGGUCUCAACGUUACUUAUAGAUUGUAUUCAGAAGAUGUCAAUAACGUCCUUAAAAAUGAGAUCCUGAAACCUGUUACUGAAAUUGUCGAGCAGCUAUUGAAUGAAACGGAUAUAAAGAUUUUUGUUUGCACGGGUCAAUUAGAUAUGGUGAUUCCAACUCCCGGUACCCUCGCAUGGGUGAAUAAACUUGAAUGGAAACACGCUGAAACCUGGAGAAAUACCAGUAGAGUUUCAUUUACUGUCGAUAAUAUCGUGGAAGGAUAUGUUAAAGAGUAUCAGAAUUUGAAGCUGUAUUGGAUCAAUCGAUCUGGGCAUACGGUGCCAAGUGACAAUCCUUUUGCUUUUAAUGCAAUACUUCAAGAUUUAACAUCUAGUGAAAAUUUCAAUCAUGUAAUGAAUACAAAUUAAUAAAAUAACUGACAGAUUUAAUUUACGCGCGUACCGAAAAAAACGGUGAACUUUUCAAAAAAUGGACAAAUAUAUUGUAGAUUAAUCAAUUGUGAAUUUUAGUGUUUACUGUAAAUUACAAAAAAUUCCUGUAAAUUACGGCAAAGUUGUGGAACUUUACGGAAAUUUUUACCACCAAAUAUGGAAAAUUGAUCGUUAGUUGGAUCUGUUACUGUAAAAUAUUUGUGGAGUAAACGUGGAUUAAAUCCAGAGUGAAUUCGAAA